Molecule: messenger RNA, 474 nt
Organism: Aspergillus brunneoviolaceus CBS 621.78
Lineage: Eukaryota; Fungi; Ascomycota; Eurotiomycetes; Eurotiales; Aspergillaceae
Exons: 1
Coding region: 38-283 (81 amino acids)
Source: RefSeq, a predicted model, not a curated record
CCUGAAUGCACGGUACUGAGUAUCGACUCGUCAAGUCAUGGACCAUUUCUUAAUCAAUCAACUGGCUGCAUUGACCUCUUCAGUCCAGUCCCAGGCUGUAUCUACAUCCCGUCACUAUCUAGCCAAUUCUUUCGUGCCGCUCCAUGGUCAAGUCAUACAGGCUGCAGCAUCCGCUUCUAGUUCAGCAUACCUCGAUAUAAACAAUACUCACUUUUCCGCCUAUAGAAAGUCAGCUUCUGCUCCGGAGUACACACUCUCGAUGGCAGCUAUACCGCCUCUUUAAACAUCUAAGACAGUGGACCGAGCGCCUCAUCCAACCCCGCAAUCAUUGGGGAUUUCUCACAGACGCUAAGAAAGCCAGUCACGACACUAGUCACACUGCUAGUCACAUCACAUUUCUCCCGCCACUACCAAUGUCCCACUAUGGAAGACUCGUCCACGCCGUACGUCAUCGUCCUAGUUCCAUGUCAUAUC